Molecule: messenger RNA, 1043 nt
Organism: Vollenhovia emeryi
Lineage: Eukaryota; Metazoa; Arthropoda; Insecta; Hymenoptera; Formicidae
Product: proline-rich protein 4-like
Exons: 3
Coding region: 79-789 (236 amino acids)
Source: RefSeq, a predicted model, not a curated record
UGGAGGUCACAAUUCCGAAGCGAACUCAGUUUUUCGUCGGCAUCGCGACCGGUAACUGGAACCCUCGAGCGACCGGUCAUGAGGCUCCUCCUGGUAAUAACGUUGGUGUUGGCCAGCAGUGCAGCCAUUAUCGUUGACGCGAAUUCAGGGCAACGGUACAGCGUUUUUAUAAAAGCGAAGAAACACGGGAAAAGAGGUCUGGACGGUUUAGGAUACGGUCUGCAAGAAUAUCAAGAACACAUAUACGGUCCACCAUCAGCGCCACCGCCGCCAGUUUAUGAGGUUCCGGCACCAGACCUUGGACAUCCGCACGUUGGACAUCCGCUACCGGAACCGUCACCCCCCGUCGUUGGACAUCCAGUCGCGGCGGUGCCUGUGCCCGUUCCGCAGCCGGUGCCUCAUCCGGUGCCGCAUCCGGUGCCGCAACCGGUCGCGAUACCCGUGACGGUCACAAAGCACGUGCCGGUCGCUGUACCCGUACCGGUUCACAUUGACCGCGCUGUCCCGGUGGCGGUGCCGGUGCCCCAACCGUAUCCCGUCACCGUGGAGAAGAUCGUUCACGUGGACCGGCCGGUCCCGGUGCCAGUCGAGAAACCGGUACACGUCCCGGUCGAUCGGCCGGUGCAUGUCCCGGUGCCGGUACCGAGACCGUAUCCCGUCGCUUUCGAGAAGAUCGUGCACGUAGACCGGCCGUACCCGGUGCACGUGGCUGUGCCGGUGCACGUGCCGAAGCCGUACCCAGUGCCGGUCGCCAUACACGCGCAUUACAAGUCGCAUUACGGCUGGUAACGCGCUCAUCGAGCUCCAUUUUAAUACAGCGAUGAUAUAUUUUUGCUAAUAACAUCAUGGUUUAACGUGUCCACAUAAUCUCUAUAAUAUUAUGUACGAGAGCCUUAUUUUUGUUACAGAUGUGUUAUUGAUAAUUCAUUAAUUAUUGCCCAUAAUUAAGCCUGACUGAAAUGUAGGUACGUUAAAAAUUGAUUAUCGCGUCAGUGAAUUCUUGUAUGUGCCUGUCUUCUUUUUUAAUAAACAAUAUUUCAUUU